Messenger RNA from Python bivittatus (Burmese python), 1651 nucleotides. RefSeq names its product DnaJ heat shock protein family (Hsp40) member C5 gamma (gene DNAJC5G). The record is from RefSeq and is a predicted model, not a curated record. Lineage: Eukaryota; Metazoa; Chordata; Lepidosauria; Squamata; Pythonidae.
GCGCGUCCUGCGGCUUUACGCCCCAGGCCUAUCAGCCUCCGUGAGGGAGGGCUGCUCGCCUGCCUUAUUUCCUCCUUGCCCGACGCGAGACGCGCGUCGUGCAGUUUAGGGAGUUGCAAACUCAGAUUUGAAGUCAGUGGGGAUUGACGGGCGGAAAUAAUAGGGUUUUCUGGAAGUAAACUGUUAGGCCCAGGAGAUUAAGGCGAGCGCUGUGCGAAGGAGCGACGGUGGCGGCUUCUGUAGGUAAAAGAACAAGAUGGCGGAAGGUGGCCGGCCACAGAGGAAGAUGUCACGGGCUGGGGAGAGUUUAUAUCAUAUCCUCGGCUUGGAAAAGGGUGCUUCCUCAGAAGACAUCAAGAAAGCAUACAGGAAACUGGCUUUGAAAUAUCACCCAGAUAAGAAUCCUGAUAAUCCUGAAGCAGCAGAGAAGUUCAAGGAGAUCAACAAUGCCAAUGUAAUUCUCAGUGAUGAGAACAAGCGGCGUCUCUAUGAUGAAUAUGGCUCCAUGGGACUCUAUGUGUCUGAGCAGUUUGGGGAAGAAAGUGUGAAGUAUUAUUUCCUCAUGUCCAAGUGGUGGUUCAAGGCACUAGUGGCGUGUUGUGGCAUCUUAACUUGUUGCUGUUGCUGCUGCUGCUGCUGCUUCUGUUGUGGGAAAUGCCGCCCACCUGAAGAUGAUGAGUCCUACAAAUAUGUCAAUCCUGAAGACUUGGAGGCCCAGAUCCGUGCAGAAAAUGAUGGUGGUGAUGCCAUCCGAAUGCAGCCCGCAGCAAAUGCAACAUUGCACACCACAGAUGAGAAUCAGUCCUGCAAGCCAUGACCUCAGUUUGGUUUCCAGUCACAGCACAGUCCCUACUUCCAGCAACCAUUCCAGAGACACCCUGCCCAGGCCUGAAUUACCAAUCAUUUGGACUCUGGACAAAGAGCUCCCUCUCCAAUUGCGACAUUGUGCAACUUCUUCUCCGGUGAGGGUGCCUGAACGCCUGCUUCAGAGUCAUAAGUCUUCUCAGGGAACAUGGCCACGGGCAUACUCAGACCUUGCAAGGGGCUGGUUUAAGGAAGGAGAGAGACUUUAGCUCCGCCUCUUUGGGCCCAAGGAACAGCUUCCCCUUCACCAGCAGAGCAGUUCUUUGUUUAGCUGGUCUUCCCACAGUAGUGGAGGAAAAGAAGAUGGAUGAAUGUUGCCAACCAGCAGUUUUUGUCCCCAGUCAUUAUUAUUCCCUCCAUCCUUGGCAUCUUGUUUUUUUAAGCCAGCCAUUGUGCCCUUGUCAAAGCCCAACUCAUGAUGGAGGAGGGGAUAUUGGACUCCCCACCUCCAGUGCCAGGGAGGCAAACUGCCCUGCUAGGGCUGUCCCCUGGCAACUGGAACUGCCCUUUCUGACCUAUGCAUUGGUGCCAAGCUGCAUUUCAGGGUGUAGUGUGAAGUAUGGUAAGAUUUGGAGUGCCUGCCUGGUAAGUUGGGGGGGAUUAGCCCAUUAUCUCCCAUGAUGAACUGCUGCUCCAGGGAGCUUUAGUUGCUGUGUAGCAUCCUGCCUCUUGAGCUGCCCUGAAUCCUUUUCUGUGGGGUGGCACUGGCCAAGGGCAUUUUUCACACUGUGAUUAAAAAAACUGUUAGGAUUUUAUCAGCACAAUUAAAUAUUUCUGAAGGAAGGAA